Symbiodinium natans is the source of this 4959-nucleotide messenger RNA. The record is from the annotation of a GenBank genome assembly. NCBI's taxonomy places the organism in Eukaryota, Dinophyceae, Suessiales, Symbiodiniaceae.
AUGUUUCCCAACUUCGAUGGGGGCAAGAGCAUGGUGGAGCAGAUUGGUUCACUGGAAAACCUUGUUCGGGAGUACGAGAUCGCUUCAGGAAAGACCUACGAUCGAGAUUUGUUGAUGGGAGUUUUGCUUCGAUGUUCACCGAGGGCGAUUCGAGACCACCUUACUUUGACAAUGCCCGAAGGAACAAACUACAUGUCAGUGAAGCAAGCGAUUCUUUCAUACGAGCAAAGCAGCAAAACUUGGGAUUACCAGACGGUGUUGAAGCAAAAGACCUUGCAGAACACAGCGAGCAGUUCGAAUGCAGAUCAAGGACCAGCACCAAUGGAAGUGGAUGCAGUGUACGAGAAAGGAGGAGGAAAAGGAAACAAAGGCAACAAAGGAAACAAAGGAGGAAAAGGAUCCUACUCGUGGUCAAGCUUUGGAGCAGGAUUUCGCCAAUGGAGAAAAGGUGGACGAAAAGGAAGCUACAAAGGAGGAAAGAAAGGACGAGGCAAAGGUUUCCACAAAGGAGGAAAGAAAGGCGGAAAGAAAGGUGGAAAGCAUGGCAAAGGAGGAAAGAAAGGUGGAGGAAAGAAGUUGGACAGAGAUGUUUGCCGAUUCUGCAAGCAGCGAGGACAUUGGGGAAACGAGUGUCCAAACCGCAAUGUUCGAGAAGUGCAGGCGAGCGAGGCCAGCACCGAGGUACCCCACUCGACAGUCGAGUCUGUUACUCCGUCGCAGAGUGCGAGCCAAUACAGGAUAAGGAGAGUGAGGAACAUUGAUUUCCAUCACAUUGCGAACACACCACCUGACGGCACAGAGCACUAUGAGCUUAGCGAAGUUUCAGAAGAAGAAGGUGAUUGGUUCACCAGAAGGAUAGAGGUGCAAGGACCAGAGUGCUACUACAUCGGGGAUGAGAGUGAGAACAAACAAGAUCAUGAGAGUGAUGAGCUGUAUCAAUGGUAUGAAAACAGCUUGGAAAGAGUUCAAGGAGGAUUGGGACCUCCAGGAGGAUUGGAACCUCUGAAUCAAGGAGGAUUGGAACCUCUGAGUCAAGGAGGAUUGGAACCUCUGAGUCAGGGAGGAUCGGAACCUCUCAAUGUGCGAAUGGUCCAGUUGGACACAAAGCAACACGUGGUGAUCUUGGAUUCAGGAGCAGAUGUGAGUUUGUUACCACGAAGAUUGUCGGAUGCAGGCGUCGAAGUUUCGACCCCAACCUCUCUGAGGUUGCAAGACGCACAAGGGGGUGCGAUGCGAGUUGAAGGUAUGCGGCGAGCAGUUUUGCAGUUCAGUAGCUGCAGUGUGACUGAGGACUUUGUGUUGUCGGACACCAAUAACAUCUUGCUGUCUUUAGGAAGGCUACUCAAAAAUGGAUGGAAGUUUGUGUCAGUGGGAUGCAAACAGCGCCAGGGGGGCGAGACCUGGGGAGAAGAAACCCAGGCGGGGGAACUUGUAUCUCCCGAUGGUAAGGCACGGGUGCCUGUGGAAUACCAGAGGAAUAGCUUGAGAUUGACAGCGGAAGUUAGAGGAGUCGAGCAAGUCAGGGCAGUCAAGGUGACUUUGGCCUAUGACUUUGGUAAAGUCCCAGAGAAGGAUUGGAGCCUUCUACCAAAUGGAACGCCAGUCCAUCGCCAUUUUGGACUUGAGUUUGUAAAGCCGCCGACAGGUACUUGGAAGUACAGGACCACCAUCGUGAAGGUGAGCAACGAAUGGGAAGUGAUUGAAGCAACGGAAUUGCUCGAGCGAAAAUCCGACUUGGAAGAUCGAAUACCGGGAUUGCUUUUUCGAUCAGAAAUUCUCACAUUCUUGCACAGGACACCAGAGUAUCUGGACAAGUGCUUGGUAGAAGAGGUAGCACCAGAAGAAGCACCAAAGGAGGAAGAAAAGAAGAUGGAAGAGGAGCCAGAAUGGUUUGGAAGAGAAAGAGGAGCUCCAGAAGAGUUGCAGGUGCCAGUGCCGAAAGGAGUUGUGAAGCAGCAAGGAAAGGCAGGAGGACACCAAGAGUUGGAACUCGACAUGGGAAGUACUAUUGUGGUGAAUGGAGAGUCACUCACAGCAACGAGUGAGAUUGAGAAGCUGCGAGAAGGUUGUCGGUAUUUGGGUUUGAGCGUCUCAGGGUCAAAGGUGAAGAUGUUCAGGAGACUGUGCAACUACCUCACCGAAGACAGAGAUGAGGACGCAGAAGAAGUUGCAGACAGGCUGAGGAAGCAAAGGCCCAAAGCAAGAACAAGACCCGGAGUGCCCGAACCGACAGAAGCAGAGAUUGAAGAGCAUAUGGCAACCCACAUGCCAAUGCAACCAUGGUGUGAUUUCUGUGCAGCGGCAAAGUCGAAACAGGACCAUACCCCACAAAGCAGUGAAGCAAAGUAUGAAGACCCAGGAAAGCCAGUGAUCCAGAUGGACUUCAUGUACAUGGGUCAGAACAGUGUGAGUCUGAUCAUUCUUGAUUCAUGGACUCGAUUUUCGUGGGCGAUUCCAGUGCCGGGGAAAGCACCGACGAAGAAGUUGGCCGAGAAAGUGGUGAAGUUUUCUCUCGAGAUGAACUACAUUUCCGAAGAAGUUCUGUUUGCGAUUGAUGUGGAGCCAGCGACAACAGCCUUACUGGAUUUGAUUGUAGCAAUACGACAAAAGUUAGGCUACAAGGCUGGAAAGUAUCCAAACAAGCCCUACCACAAAGGAAGAACAGCGAGAGUGGAACGCCACAUUCAGAACCUCAGGAGACAAAGCCUCACGAUGAUUGAAAUGGUCGAGGAUCGGAUUGGGGAAAAGAUUCCUGAAGAUCAUGCUUUACGAGCGUGGGCAAUUCACCACGCAGCAUGGUUGUUCAACAGGUACCACCUACACUCAGGGACGCAGAGUACAGCUUUCCAAUUGGUCUACGGGAGACCAUACCAAGGGCAGAUUUUACCCUUCGGAGAGUAUGUGUUUGGUCUGGCCAAGCCUGGAGGAGUGAAGAAUCGAUCCUUGUGGACAGGAGGAAUAUGGGUUGGAAAGGACGACCGGGACAUGGACGUGAUUACAUCAAAAGAUGGGAUCUUUACGUCAAGAUCUGUGCGGCGCACACAACCAGCGUGGCGCGCACGUGAGACCCUUCAACUUCAGGGUUCUCCUUGGACGAAGAAAGCCCCAAGGCUAGGGCACACCGCGCAUGCGGCACCGUUACCGAGAAUCGUGGAAGAACCAGGCAAAGAGAAAGAAGGAGGAGAAAAUGAGCCAGAGCCAGCAGGAGAUGAAGCAGGAUCUGAUGUGGAAAGUUCAAAGCAUGACACAAUCAGUGAUCUAUUGCUGAGCAGUGGUCAACCUACACCUCGAAGUUCAUCAACGGAUUCCAACCAAGGCGGGGGACAAAAGAGAGAAACUGAAGGAGAAGAAAGAGAGGAACCUGCGAAAGCUAGUAAAACAGCAGAUGCUGAGGAGCCACCAACGAAGCAACAAAAGACUGCGGAAAGUUCACCUACAAGUGCUGAUCCUGGAAGUCCGAAAGGAAGUCUAUUUCCACCGUUGUACGCCGGACAGGUAGAAGAACAGGAAGACGAAACAGGAUAUCAUGAAGAUGACCUUUGGGAAGAAAGAGUCUGGAAGGAAUGCGAAGAGGAAUAUGAAGCGGAUAGUGAAGGAGAAGAAGAAGAUGAGGAUCGACCACCGAAAGUCAGCGAAGAGGAACUUGAAAGAUUGGAUGCAGAGGCAGGAAAAGCUGAACUUGACAAACUCGCCAACAUGAAGGUUGUGAAGACGAUCAAGAAGGAAGAGUGUUCAGAGGAAGGUAAGUUUCUGACACUAAGGACAGUUUUCGAUUGGAGAAAGAGAGAUGGAGUUUGGAAGCGUAGAUGCAGAAUUGUGUGUCGGGAAUUCCGUGCGGGAGCCCAGAGCACGGAGGAGACUUUUAGUCCUACGUCAGGACACGCAGCAGUGCGAAUGAUGUUUCUUUUUCAUCUCAUCUACAAUUGGGAGCUUACAGUUCUUGACAUUCGUGACGCAUUCUUGCAAGUCAAGCAGAAAGCUCUGAUGUAUGCUGAUAUCUCACCGUGGAUUCGAACACUACUUGGUUUGGAUGAAGACCAUGUAUGGAAAGUGGAGAAGUGUCUGCCAGGGCAAAGAUCACACCGAGUGAAGAAGAUUGCAGUGUCGAUUCAUGUCGACGACGAGCUAGUUGCAGGUGCAAAAGGCGAAGGAAGAUGGCUGAUAUGCGAGCUAGAGAAGUUUUUCAAGCUCACAGUUGAGGGACCGUUCCCAUCCCACCGGGGAUCGGGAGAACAGCUUCAUUACCUGAAGAGGACCUAUGAGUUCCUUGAAGAAGGAAUUUUGGUGACAGUGUCGAAGAAGCACUACGAGAAGCUUAGAGGACUCUACAAGCUGGGGAACCGAAAGCCAAGACAAACCCCAGAGCACCAGCUGAUUGGAACAGUGGACAAUUCCAAAGAACUGGAGGAGAACGAGUGCAAGAAGUUUCGUUCAGCGUUGGGAACACUGUUGUACAUUUCCCAAGACCGAUGGGAUUUACAGCAUGUGACGAAGUGUUUGGCAAGUAAGAUGUCGAAGCCAACGGAACAAGCGUUAACCUGUUUGAAACAAGCUUUGCUCUAUGUGCAAGGAACAGAGCAACUGGGAUUCCUACUGAAGUACACAAAGGUUGGAAACAAGAUGAUGGAUGCGAUCUAUCAAAGAGAAGAGCAAGAAGAAGAAGACGAAGAAAAGAAAGGAACACACAGUAUGGAAGUAUUCACGGAUGCAGAUUGGGCAUCAGACCGUGAAGCGAGAUGGUCUACAUCAUCAGUGAUUGAGUAUCUCGAAGGAGAUUUCUCAUGUACCAUAUUGGAGCCAUGGUGUGGAAUGGAGAAAGUCAUGAGCGUUAUGGGAAAGAAGAAGCAAUGGAACAUGUGGCAGGUGAAGUUUGCCGAAGCCAAGUUCGAGCACUACGACAGCCAGACGAUUUUGGAGGACGAGAACGAGAAGAACGAGAAUUUGUUUUCAUCUAUGUGA